Messenger RNA from Coregonus clupeaformis (lake whitefish), 1365 nucleotides. RefSeq lists its product as uncharacterized. The record is from RefSeq and is a predicted model, not a curated record. The transcript is spliced from 7 exons. NCBI's taxonomy places the organism in Eukaryota, Metazoa, Chordata, Actinopteri, Salmoniformes, Salmonidae. Gene Ontology annotation, cellular component: membrane. The coding region runs from base 134 to 892 and encodes 252 amino acids.
UACCAGCUACUUCCUUGUAAGGAAACCAAACUGCGCAACAAGCAGACUGGUCUGCCACUGUGAUUACACAGGACCUGUAGAGGGGUCCAUCUCAAUUGCCAGGAACGGAGCUGUGUAACCAAGAGUGACCAGCAUGUCAGUGACUGUGACCAAAGGCGAAGGGGUGACUGUGUUCACCGUGAACUCUAAAGAAGGAAGCAGUUGGCCCCUGCUGUGUCAAAUACUUGGGACCCUGUGCUACAGCCCAGCAUGCUCUGUGUCCCAGGGAUUGAGGAGGCUCCAAGCAAGUUCCCAGUCAGCUCUGGGGACUAUACAGAUCAUGGUGGGAGUACUCAACAUUGGCUUGGGAGCGAUCCUUGUUAGCACUGAUUAUUCUGGCCUACUGCGAUGGAAUGGGACCCCUUAUUGGCUUGGUGGUGUGUUUAUAGCAGUUGGCAUCAUGUGUAUCUUGGCUGAGAAGUUCCCCAGUCCCUGCUUGGUGGGCAUCAAUGUGUUAAUGAACCUGUCAGGUGCUGCUCUGGCCAUUACUGGGAUUGUGCUGUAUUCUGUAGACCUAGCAAACAACCAUUUCUGGUGGAUUUGCAAUGAGGACAACUACAACUGGCGAGAUGAAUACUAUAGCGGCCAGGUGACAAAACCACCCAAUGAUCAGCAGAGGGAUAGACUCUUGGAGAAAUGCAAAGAUGCCAAGCAGAUUGCACAGAUGUUGAUGAAUGCCUUGGACAUCGUGCUCAUCGUCCUUGCAGUCCUUCAGCUUUGUGUUACCAUCAGCUCUGCUGUCUUGGGUCUCAAGGCUUUGCACAAGAAUGGAAAGGAGGGAAAACAGAACAUCCAGGACCUGGAGCAGUACAAGCCUCUGCUGGAGGAGGUCACCACUAACCCUGCAGCUUAAAGACAGCACUGAUCUGAUAUACUUUAUUGUCUCAGAGGGGAAAUUUGUCAUGGACGAUUAAAGAGUGCUGCUGCUUCCACAUGGAAUACAUAAAUACAUAGAAUCAAAUGUAUUCAACAUACAUAGAAUAACAUCAUCAUCAUACACCCCCGCCACACCCACAAAUGUUUUUUUUAUAUACACACAGUAUGUAGUACAUGUAGUUUACUUACUUCCUUAAUUUACUGUAAAGCCUACUGUGACUUGCUUUGUUUAAAUGAUAACUGACACUGAUUGUAUGUCUUCAUGCAGUUUUAGUCAUGUUUUUUGUAUUUGUCAUUUUUUAAAAACUGGACAGUUAUAAAGGGGAAUAUAUCAAGUUAAUUACUGAAUUGACUGUUGUAUAUGAUUUUUUUUGUUGGAGUAUUUCAAUAUUUCCUUACCUUAUCUUUUAUUCUGUUCCCCCCAAAAAAUAAACAAACUGUCUUAGCUCA